AUGAAGCUGAGGUCAUUCAAAGAUCUCAAGACUAUCGCAGAGAUUCGCACCAAGGAUCUUGUGCUUCCCCUACAAAUGGAUCAAGCUUUGUUUGCGCGAAUGGCUCAGCCUGGGCAGUUCCGGAAAAUCGACAUGAAAACAGUGUUAACGUUUCCUUUUGGAACUCUUCCCUGGUCCCUUGCAGAUCCCUAUGAACAAUCUAUUAAGAAUGUGGAGAGGUCAAAAAGGGCUUCAGGAUCUGACGGAAUCAAGUACAAGAACAUUCUGCCUGGUUAUAAGGUUAUAAGUCAUGGUUAUAAGUCAUGGAGCAAACUGUUGAGUAUUGCCUCAAACAAGGUUGAGAUUGUGAAGUUGCUUGUGUCUCAGUGGAAGAAGAAAGAGUUCAGGAGCAAGCUUGGUGACAGAAAAUUGUAUGUUACUAUUCAGGAUGAAUACUGGAAGUUAGACUCCAUCACGUCUGAGCCGGUUCCUGAAUUCAAGUGCAGUCACGAAGAAGCUGAUGAUACAGAUAUCCAAAUCCUACUUCUCAGCCAUAAUCAAGCCCUUGGAAAGUGUUACAUAAAGAAAGAGUAUCACUGUGGUGGAUUAGAAGGCUGGAGUGCACUGUAUGCAUUUAAAGCCCUCAAGUCUGGUGUGGACUGGAGUCCUCGGAUGGCUGUCUUUGGAGAUCUUGGAAGUGUUAAUGCAAGAUCUUUAAGCUAUCUGCAGGAAGAAACUCAAGAAGGAAAAUAUGAUGCUUUCCUUCAUGUUGGUGACUUUGCUUAUGAUAUGGACUCUGAUAAUGCUCUGGUUGGAGAUGACUUCAUGAAUCAAAUUCAGUCAAUUGCCGCCUACAUACCGUACAUGACAUGUCCAGGAAAUCACGAACAGGCCUACAACUUCUCUAACUACAGAAACAGGUUUUCAAUGCCAGGAAAUACAGAGGGUAUCUUCUACAGUUGGAACAUUGGUCCUGCACACAUUAUCAGCCUUUCAACAGAGGUCUACCAUUUCUACCAGUAUGGCCUUGAACAGAUUGUUCAGCAGUACGAGUGGCUGGAAAAAGACCUUCAGGAAGCAACAUCUCCUGAAAACCGUGCAUUACGUCCCUGGAUCAUCACGAUGGGUCACAGACCAAUGUACUGCAGUAACUCUGAUGGCGAUGAUUGUAGCAGCCAUUCCAGUAUUGUUCGCACUGGAAUCACUUCCAAGCAUUUGUUUGCUUUGGAAGAGCUACUUUACAAAUACGGUGAGUAAGAAGUAACAGGGUUUCAGAUUCACAAUAUCUGCCAUUAUUCAUAUGGGUCCACCUGCAUAGAAAUAUGUGUUAAACACAUGAGAUCUGUGGUGGCAAAUUACUUAAAAUCGGGACGUUUGAAGCACACAAUAACGUACACUGUACUUAAAAUCAAUUUUAACCCUUUUUUACUUAGUUGAGAUACAAAGUACAUUACUUGUAGAAAAUAGAUCGGAUGCUAAAAUUUCGGAAGCUUAAUUUUUGGACACAUUUUUAUCUCAUUUCCAACAAAGUUUGGACACUUUGCUGAAACAUACAAUCAUGUAGCUAUUAAAGUAAAUUUACGCCCUCGUAUCACGAACUGAAACAACAGGUGUGAAAAAGAUAGUUUUACUAGUUCUUACUAGAUAGCUUUAAGUUUUGAACUGUAUUGUAAAUAUUUCGGACUCUUAAAAUUUCGGACGCUUAAAAAUUUCGAACGGUUAUAUUUUCGGACAAUAUUUUUGCCAGUAAUUAAAAUCAUCCGAAAUUCUGUGCCAGUAAUAUAAUUUUUGUGAACUAGUUCUGCGUAUGA
Orbicella faveolata is the source of this 1790-nucleotide messenger RNA. RefSeq names its product acid phosphatase type 7-like. NCBI's taxonomy places the organism in Eukaryota, Metazoa, Cnidaria, Anthozoa, Scleractinia, Merulinidae. Gene Ontology annotation, molecular function: acid phosphatase activity; metal ion binding. The record is from RefSeq and is a predicted model, not a curated record.